Messenger RNA from Setaria italica (foxtail millet), 3391 nucleotides. RefSeq names its product receptor kinase-like protein Xa21. The transcript is spliced from 2 exons. Lineage: Eukaryota; Viridiplantae; Streptophyta; Magnoliopsida; Poales; Poaceae. Bases 49 to 3096 code for a protein of 1015 amino acids. Gene Ontology annotation, molecular function: protein binding; ATP binding; protein kinase activity. The record is from RefSeq and is a predicted model, not a curated record. Gene Ontology annotation, biological process: protein phosphorylation.
AAAUAGCCUUGUUAUUACUCGCUGCAUCAAGGAGCACAGAGCCAAGCUAUGCGGACAGCCAUGGAGCACCAUUGCUCCAUCCUACUCGUGGCCUCCCUCCUCCUUGCAUCUCCAGCAUGGACAUCGGCCUCCACGGGAAGUGACGACACCGACGCCGACCACCGUGCGCUCAUGCAGUUCCGGUCCCUCAUCACGGACGACCCAUCCGGGGCCUUGGCAUCAUGGGGCGGCGGCAACAUGACCGCGCCGGCGCCGUGCGGGUGGCACGGCGUCACGUGCGGGGUGCGCGGGCGCCGCCGCGGCCGCGUGACAGCGCUGGACCUCCGCGGGCUCGACCUAGCCAGCUCCGGCACCGCGGCUCCUUCAUCCCUCUCGAGCCUCACCUACCUCCGGCGACUCGACCUCUCCGGGAACCGCCUCGGCGGCGGCGUGCCCUCCCCAUUGCCACCCUCCCUCGAGCGCCUCAAUCUCAGCCACAACGCGCUGCAGGGGCCGGUGCCCGCGGCGCUGGGGUCACUGCACCGCCUCCAGGUGCUCUAUCUCAGCUACAACAACCUCACCGGAGCAAUCCCUGCCUCCCUUGGCAACCUCACCUCCCUCACCUCCCUCAGCCUCACCAGCAACAACCUCGCCGGCGCCAUCCCUGGCGCUCUCGGCAACCUCAAAGCUCUCACCGGCCUCUUCCUUCACUACAACAUGCUCCAAGGAUCCAUACCUUCCGCCGUGUUUAACAUCUCCUCUCUCCAGAAACUUGACGUGCAGAUGAACAACCUCACCGGGACUCUGCCCCCGAACGCCGGUGGCAGGCUGCCCAGACUCACGUGGUUCGUCGUUAACAACAACCGGCUACACGGUGCCAUCCCGCCGUCGCUCUGCAACGCCUCCAAGCUGGAGUUGGCACAGAUGUAUGACAAUUCCUUCUCCGGAGUCAUACCGGACUGCCUUGGAACUCACCUCAAGAACUUGUGGGCACUGACACUGGACGGCAACCAGCUGGAAGCAAAUGUUGAUGCUGACUGGGGAUUCAUGGAUAGUCUGACCAACUGCAGCAAUCUGAAGAUCAUUAGCCUGGUUGAAAACAAGCUGGGAGGUGUGCUUCCUGGCUCGAUCGCAAACCUUUCGACGAGCAUGGAGUACUUGGGCAUAAGUAUCAACAUGGUAAGUGGCCAAAUACCUCAGGAAAUCGGCAACCUUGUCAACUUGAACGCCAUUGAUAUGGAUCUCAAUAAGCUUACUGGUAUUAUCCCUACCUCAAUUGGCAAACUUAACAAGCUGAACAGGCUUGACUUGUCCGCCAACAAGCUAUCAGGGCAAAUUCCACCAACAAUUGGCAAUCUCACCGUGCUCACCGAAUUAUCCCUUUUGGACAACAUGCUCACGGGUCCCAUUCCUUCCAGUCUUGGAAGUUGCCCUUUGCAGACGCUGAACCUGGGGCACAAUCGCCUUGCUGGUCCAAUACCAAAAGAAGUUCUCCUCAUAUCCACACUUUCCGACUACGCGACUUUCCACGAGAACAUGCUAACUGGAUCGUUGCCAUCGGAAGUUGGUCACCUGAAAAAUCUUGUGGCCCUUGAUGUAUCUGGAAAUAGGUUAACCGGGGAAAUCCCCAACUCUCUUGGCGAUUGCCAAAUCUUACAGUAUUGCAUUAUGAAAGGGAACAUGUUUCAAGGGAAAAUUCCGGAGUCAUUGGGACAACUGAAGGCCCUCUUGGCUCUUGAUCUUUCAAGAAACAACUUGUCCGGUCAUAUUCCAGACUUCUUGGGUGACAUGAAAGGUCUUGAACAACUGAAUAUCUCCUUCAACAACUUUGAUGGAGAAGUCCCAAAGCAAGGAAUAUUUCUUAACGCCAGCGCAUUUUCAGUUGAGGGAAACUCAGGCCUCUGUGGAGGUAUUGCUCAGCUGAAAUUGCCACCUUGCUCAGAUAAUGGCAGUACUAGCAACAAUAAGCGAUCACACAAACUUGUCAUGAUAGUCUCCACAGCCACUGCCUUUCUAGGAAUCUCCUUGCUCCUUGCACUAUGUGCAUUAUGUCAUCAAAGAAGGAAGUUGAUAAAGGCAGAACAUGCCUUACCACUCAUCAAUGAUCAGUAUGCAAGGGUUUCAUAUGUCAACUUGAUGAAUGCAACAAAUAGUUUUGCUUCUGAAAACCUCAUAGGCAUCGGAAGCUUCGGCUCUGUUUACAAGGGAACAAUGAUAAGCCAUGACCAAGAAGUUGUUGUCGCUGUGAAGGUGCUCAACCUUCAGCAGCGAGGGGCGUCACAAAGUUUCAUUGCAGAAUGUGAGACUCUCAGAUGUGCUCGACAUCGGAACCUUGUGAAAAUCUUGACGGUGUGUUCAAGUAUUGAUUCCGGUGGCCUUGAUUUCAAAGCUAUUGUAUUUGAUUUCCUACCAAAUGGAAAUCUAGACCAGUGGCUACACCACCGUCUCAGGGAACAUGGCACCCAUAGUAGGAUUGAUCUUGUCCAACGGAUAGACAUUGCCAUUCAUGUCGCUUCUGCACUCGAAUAUCUUCACCACUAUAAACCAACCCCGAUAGUUCAUUGUGAUCUCAAGCCAAGCAAUAUUCUCCUUGACAAUGACAUGGUUGCCCAUGUUGGUGAUUUUGGGCUCGCAAGAUUUGUGCAUCAAGACCAGAUUAACCCCUCAGAUAUAUCAAGUGGUUGGGCCACAAGAAGGGGAACCAUUGGAUAUGCUCCUCCAGAGUAUGGACUGGGUAACAGAGUCUCAAUCCAUGGUGACAUGUACAGCUUCGGAGUACUAUUGUUGGAAAUUUUCACAGGAAAAAGACCAACAGAUAGCGACUUCGUGCAAGACCUCAACCUUCAUAGGUACGUGCAAAUAGCACUGCAAGAUCAGCAAGUCACCAGUGUGGUAGACCAACAGUUACUGCCAGUACAAGAUCCGGAACUCGAAGGGAGAACAAGCAGCUCCAGUAGCACCAGAGAAAUUACAGUUGCCUGUGUUACUUCAAUUCUGCAGAUCGGAAUUCUGUGCUCGAAGGAACUUCCAACAGACCGCUUGCUGAUUGGUGAUGCCUUGAGAGAGCUUCACAGAAUCAAAGACAAUUAUAACCAGUUGCACUUAUUAAGUACAUAGAACUUUCUGAAACACAGGAUUUCCAUAUCCCGAACCAUUUUACAGUAUUCCGUGAUCAGAACAGAUACCAGGUCCUUGACUGCACUCAACCUAGUGUUGGGCUUUUUACUUUUAAAAAGACAUGAAAGCAUAAGAUUGACGUUGCAUACACAAUGGAUGCCAGUAUUGCAUCCACCUGCACAUCAGGGUCUAGAGUACAUUGUUAGAUUAUCUUAAUAUAUGAUGUGGCCCAUGUAAUUAAAGAGAAUGAUUUUCAUAUGAAAAGAUCGCAGUGUGUGUUUACUCCAAUUAUUCA